CUAGGUCUGGCUGCCAGCUUCACGCUCAUUUCGUACUGGAAUAAUAAACACUUCCAGCUAAUCAACGCUGCAUUUCUUUCCCUUUCCUGCGUCCUUAUCCCUCUAGGACGCCUUCUGCGCGCACGCAGCCUCUUUAUUUAAUAGCCAGACCUCGUAUGAUGGGGAUACAAUAGUGAUGGGUGAACGCAGUCGUCAGUCAGUCUCUCUGUAAACUGCGUACGAUUCAAUUUUGCGUAUGACGCAAUUAAUAAGAUAAUAACUUUUCAUGAAAAGUGAAAAUUGUGUAAAAAAAAAUCAUUGCAAAAUGAAUUUGGAGAAUGAAAUCGACAGGAGCAUUAACUACAUAUUCAAAGAAAAUAAUGUUGAGGCUUUAGGAGAAGAAUCAGACGACGAAGAGGACCAUGUUCUGUCGGAAAGCGAAGUUGAGAGUGAUGAAUUUAACCGUGACAAUUACAAAUGCAGUUCGUACGAAAUUGUUAGUACCGAGAAUAAAGUAGAGCAACAACCAUCUACCAGCGCAGAUCAUCCGAAACAGUAUGUUGCGAAAAACAACAAAAAGUUGCGUACGGAGGCUCAUGAAUCGACAGUCACCACACGUUUGCCUGAAUGUGAACAAAUAGUGAAAGAAACAAAAACGCCAUUAGAGGUCUGGAGUUUGUUGUUUCCAGAUAAAUUGUUGGAGAUUAUAGUAACACAUACUAAUGAGGAAAUAAAACAGAGAUGUGGGUUUUAUCUGGGACAGACAGAUUUGUCAGAAAUAAAAGCAUUUAUCGGUCUUUUAUAUUUUGCUGGACUACAAGGAGAUACACAUAAAGAUACGACAAAAAUGUGGGAAGAAGAAGAUUGUACCAUGUACAGAACUGUCAUGACUCGUGAUCGUUUCAUUUUUCUGGGUUCGUGUAUACGCUUCGACGACAAAACUACAAGGAAAGACAGACAAACUGCCGACGGAUUGACGGCCAUCAGAAAAAUUUGGGACCUGUUCAUCGAAAAUUGUACCAAAUAUUAUACUCCUUCGGAGAAUUGUACUGUGGGUGAACAGCUUCUUGAAUUUGAAGGAAAGUUUUUUGCGAAGGUUUACAACGGUAAACUUGAUGCACAUGCAAUAAAAAUUUUCUGUUUAAAUGAUUCCAAAACUUUUUAUAUGUUAAACGCGAUUCCAUAUACGGGCAAUGUUGAAACCAAAAUGACAUCUGUACAUGCGGAUUAUGUGUGUCGACUUUCAACCCCGAUUUAUAAAACUAACAGAAAUAUUAUCUGUAAUAAAAAAUGGCUCUCUUAUAUUGAUGUUUAUGUAAUGAAAGAGGCAUGUUCUCUGAGAAUGAUUAGUCUAAAUCAUGUUUUCUCUCAAAAAUCUGCUAUGGUUGAUAAUAUACAAUGUGUUGUUUAUACUAAGGAUUUAGUUGUAUUAAAUUAUACGCCAGAAAAAAACAAAAGUGUAUGCCUUAUAUCGAGUUUGCAUAAAAAUAAUAAAACAGAUAGAGAUACUAAAAAAAUAAUUUCCCAUUAUAAUAGUACAAAAGACGGAACCUCCAAUUUUAACGUUUUGUGCGAAAAAUAUUCGACAUCUAGAAAAACGAUGCGAUGGACUAUGAGGCUUUUCUUUGGCAUGCUCGAUCAAGGAGUCGUUAACAGCAAUAUUUUAUACAAUCUGGAAAAUAAAAAUUUGAUGAAUAAAUAUAAUUUUACAAAAAGACUCGUAUUGUUGUUAACAGCUCCUCAUAUGCAAAACAAUUUGCAAAAAAGACUUAAAAUAACAUUGAACAUUGAUUUAAACUCUAAUUCAAUGAUCCAAAGCAUUUUUAAAAUAAAUUCGCAAUCAAAACUAUUUGAAAAUUUCAGAGAAAAAGGAUAUUGUACGAUGUGCAACACAUUAACUAUGUUACAUUGUAUUCUUUGUAAACGUCCAUCUUGUAUGAAUCACAAUAUCAAGAAAAUCGAUUGCGACUCGCGCCAAAAAUAUUACUUUUGUAUUUUAUGUGGUAAAGAGUGAAAUGUAAAAUUCUUUGUUUUUACGUUCUUCACAUUUUAUAAACUUUAUGCAUUAAA
Solenopsis invicta (red fire ant) is the source of this 2049-nucleotide messenger RNA. RefSeq lists its product as uncharacterized. The record is from RefSeq and is a predicted model, not a curated record. The transcript has 2 exons. The coding region runs from base 266 to 1993 and encodes 575 amino acids. Lineage: Eukaryota; Metazoa; Arthropoda; Insecta; Hymenoptera; Formicidae.